UAAACGAAGGAAAGAGCCCGUCCUUCCGUUCGAGUUCGGCUGCUCCUCUCUGUAGGCGCAUUUGUGUGUGUGCGUGGAAGUACAGCUGCGGGGCUGGGGCCAGGCGGAAGUGACGGGCGCUUCACCUGCUGGGCAGUGAGGGGACAGAGGAGGGCGGCGCAAGGCGCGGAGUGUCCGUUGGGAAUUUAUUCGUGGAGUCUCUGGCGGUGCUUGACUGGCCGUCGUUGGUUGCCAGCGCCGCCAUGGAGUCGCUGCUGCCGCACUUGCUGUGGGGUCUCCUGUUUCUAUGUGCAGAUCUGACUGAGGGCUUAACAAUAACAUCUAAACAGGGUAUGGAAACAAAGGCUCAAGGAGAAAAAAUUACCUUGUUCUGUCAAUAUACUCUCACGGCACAAGAUAACAGCCCACUUGACAUUGAAUGGUUUAAAGUGGAACCAAAUGAGGAAAAAGCAGUAAUUUUGUACAAUGAGAGGGUUUAUGAUACCUAUCUUAUGGCUGGACGGGUACAGUUUGUUAAUCAAAACCCAGCAGCUGGAGAUGCUAGUAUUGAGAUCUCGAACUUAAAGGUUGCUGAUACUGGCACAUACCAGUGUAAAGUGAAGACGUUUCCUGGUAUUGAGACAUAUAGAGUCCAACUGGCUGUAUUUGAAAAGCCCUCAAGGACUCAAUGUCAUGUCGAAGGAUUGCAUGAGGUUGGAAAUGAUCUUACUCUGAAAUGUAAAUCCCAAGAGGGCGCUGCCCUUAUAAAUUACCAUUGGAAAAAAAUUGGUGGUACUGAAGAACUUCCAGCCAGAUCAUCACUGAAUGAAGUCACAGGUGAACUUUUGGUGAAAAAUGCUUCCCAGGUUUUCUCUGGAGUAUACAAAUGUGUAGCUUCAAACAGAGUUGGCACAGAUGAAUGUUCUGUUGUGCUGAAUAUCACCCCUUCUACGAAUAGAGCUGGUACCGUUGCUGGAGCUGUAAUAGGGACUCUUUUGGGUCUCUUGUUGCUAGCAUUUUUCAUCUUCUGUUGCUGCAAGAAACAAAGAGAGAAGAAAUAUGAAAAAGAAGUACAUCAUGAUAUAAGAGAGGAUGUUCCUCCUCCAAAGAGCCGUGCUUCAACAGCCCACAGCUACAUAGGGAGUAAUCGUUCUUCUUUGGGUUCAAUGUCUCCUUCCAAUAUGGAUGGAUAUACCAAGACUCAAUACAACAAAGUACCAAGUGAAGACUUUGAGCGUACUUCUCCUCAAAACCCAAACUUUCAACCACCAAAGGUAGCUGCACCUAAUCUAAGUAGAAUGGGAGCUAUUCCUGUGAUGAUUCCAGCACAAAGCAAAGAUGGUUCCAUAGUAUAGUAUGGUGUUAAUUUAUACUUUCUACAGUUCAGUGCAUUGAUUAACUUGUUCCAGUUCUACAUUUUUAAACAUGCACAGAAUUCAUCUUGAGCGUUGACAAAUGUGCUUGGUUCACCACCUUUGAAUCAAUUUUGACCAUGUACGCUAAAAACUGAACCUUUUGAAGAAGUGUUGUCAUCCGUGACUAAAUAUGAACCACUGGCAAGAUUUAAGUUCAGUGUGGGUUACUAAAUGAACAUUAGUUCUGAAUUUUUGACAUAUUAGAAGACACUGAACUAUAUGACAUGAAUUGUUUGUCCUUACAUUUUUAGAGUGAAUGAAAUAUAUUUGAUGUCUGUUACAGGGAUAGAAAUGUUUUGUUUAAACAGUGAAAAGAUGGACUUAAAUUCUUGUAAUAUAGAUUCUGGAGCAUUUUUCUCAACAGUGCUUAACUUCUUUAAUGAGUUGUCGGUUGCAGUUAGACACAGCCAGCUUGAUUGAUUUUUGAAUUUAAUUGUUCAACAUGUCCUAUCACUGGUCUCCCUCUUGUAGGAUGACAGUCAUUUACUAUGGACAUGCAGAUACUAUUGUGCUGCUUGCCCUGUGAGCAUAAACGUCUUUCUUCUUAGAUACAUAAUGCUGUGAGUAUUUGCACAAUAAAGAACAUAGGCAUGUUUAAUUGCCCAUCUGAUUUUAAAAAAGAAAAUUUAAGAAAACCUAAAGUCUUAUUCCUAAAUUAACACUUGCUGCAUGUCAGAUGCCCCAAUUAUGCUACAAAUGUGUAUGUACAGGAAGACUGAACAUGGAUUUUGACUUAAGAAGAUACUAGCACUAGUGUGUGCUUGGGAUAUUUAAUAAUUGCUCUUUUGCUGUGUAACCAUAAAAUGAGGGGGAUUAAGGGUUUUGUCCCCAAGCUUUCUUACAGUAUUGUUAUGUUCAGUGGCUCCUUCCAAUACUUUCUGAUGAUACUUUUUAAAUUAUUCCUCCCAUUUGGAUCAAAUUAUACUAUAUUAAUUGCAAAAUAGGGAAGAAAAACCUGGAAGGCAAAAAAACUGAAAUCUAAGUGAGUAGGCUUAGGAUUUAUCUGCAUUUAAAUAUAUAUAUAACCAGAUAAAUUACUAGGAAGUGUUUAUAAUGAAUAUAUAUGAAAGUAUCCCCUCAUCAUUUCACAAAUUUAAAAAUAUCAACCACAAUAAUUUAAAUGGUCAUUGCAACAAACUUUAUUUGUGUAUAUCACUUGCUCUGAUCUUUGUAAAAUACAUCUGUACUGCCUGCUCUUUUAGCUUGAAGAAAUUUGGGUUUUCUGUGUGUGUAGCAAUGAAAACAUCAGAUAAAAACCUAUCCUGUAAAUAUCUGUGACUUUCUUUAGUUGGUUAGAUCAAAUAUUUUCAUGUAUUAUAAUAGUUAUUGCGUAACUUCACAUCAGGUCUAUUAUGCAGAGUACAUAUGCCCUUAUUGCUAAAUUUAGAUAAUGAACUGGAUCUUAAGUGUGUAAAUAGCCUUCAUAUAUUGAGAUGUUUUAGGUUCUCUGUUGUCAUUGGAUCUAAGAUCCAUUUUUAAAAUAUGGCCUUUUCAAUAAACUUUAUACAUGAUUGUAAGUUAAGUUUCAACUAUGGAAUAUUCUGGUGCCUGACUGCUUUUUUAAAGGGUGCUACAAGAUGAAGGUGUGGUUUUCCAGACAACACUGUGACUUAAUUCCUUCUUACUUGAUGUUUAAUGUUUCCUGCAAAUGUUUUGGACAGUCUUAAGUGACUACAUAAUGUCCUGUAUUUCAAAAUGGCUCCUUUUUUUGCUUGUUCCUGCUUCUACAAUACCUUCACUUACCUUGCCUACUCCCCCACCCCCCAAAAAACAAGGAACCUUGGGUGUGAUACACUGGCAUAUUGAGGAAGGACUACUAAAUCUCCAUUCAAAAACUGUACCCCUUUACCAGCACUCUGAGGUAGUACAAUCUAGAAUUGUGCUACAUUGCUCAAAGAGUAGAUUGGAUCUCACUGAACAAUUUUUAAGCACCCUGUUGCACAAUUGAUGAAAUAUAUCCAUGUAGCAUUGACCCAGAACCCUUUAUUUGUAGUGUAAAUGGAUAAUUGCAGAGUAACACACCAGUCAGAAGAAUUUCUGCAUAUUUAUUAACUUGUCACAUCCCAUGAAAGAAAGAAAUGGGGAGAAUGAGGGAUAGCAUGAUGUGCCUUUAAAACAUAGUUCUUAGGCUUCGGAACUUUGACAAUGUCUGCUUGUUUAUAAAACUGCAUGGAGAUUGUAGUAAUAGAAACUGACAUAGCAGGUCUUUUAGGUGAGAAGUGACUUGAGACAAACUUUGCACCAACCACUUAACUUUGAGACCUUACUGAAUAACUAAAACAUUAAUCUGAAGGACAUUGCUAUUAUAAACUUAUUAAGAUCCCAAAAUGUCUCCCUUGGUAAACUCUCAGAUUUUCUUAGGCGGUGUGUGCCCUACCUCCUGCAGCUAUUGGUUUGACACAUCAGGAAGCAGGAGAAGGGAGAGAGGUUGUGGCCUGGGAUGUCACUGUGCUGACAGUGCACAACCAUUUGUUGAGAGUGGCGAAUGUUAAGGCUUUCUGCAUUGGUCAGAACUGACAAACUUUUUAAUAAAGUCUUUAGAUAUUGGUUUUUUCAGAAGAAAAAUUAAUGGCAUCCAGUUGCUGGAUGGGAGUAGGUAGCAAAAUAACUUAAGCGUCCCUUACUGGAAAUAAAAGUCCUCAUACGCUGAUAAUACUGCUGCCAAACCUCUUCUUAAUGCUGCAAACAGUUAAAUAAAUAAACUGGCUCCAUCUGUAAGGUAUUGCGUGCAUGUCAGUUUCAUAUAUUGAUGAUUUAAUAUGGCAAGCCUUUUGGCUUAAAUAUAAAAUUACAGUCUUUAUUAAAUUAUUUGUUUUCAAACAAAAGACUGUAUCAAGAGUGAUCAGAAUUUAAAUGUAUAGAUAUUUGACAGUAUCUCUAGAUUGACAUGCCCUCAUAACAUUUUAUUGAUGUUUCUAGUUUUUAAAAAGGAAUUAAUUUUCCAAAGCCUCAGUAACAAGAAAUUUUGAAAAUCAUUCCCUUGGGUUGAGUCUCCUCACUGUUGGUGGAGGUCAUUUUGAUAUUGUUCCUCUUAUGAAAGAAUUUAUUUUUCUUGACAUGUAGAACUCUCUUCUCACAAAGGGUAAUUCAUUUGUUUAAAGGCAAGGAAAUAAAAGUACUCAUGGAUCACUUGGACGUUUCCUAGUUUGUGCUCAUUAUUAGGGAUUCUUAGGCCCACUCCAUGUAUAACUCAGCAACUGGAGCAAUAAUACAGGUUAUUGAUGAGGCACCAUCAUAGUUUUUGGAUUUGGCAAUGAAUGCAGUUUGUAUGUAGUUUGCUUUUUCAUACUUUUGAAGUUCAAGCACUGAAAUUUGUAGGAAAAAUCCAAAUUGUUUUAGUUUUAAUACUUCUGUAUUACUUGAAAUAAAGUUGUUAGUGAAAA
Molecule: messenger RNA, 4777 nt
Organism: Rhineura floridana
Lineage: Eukaryota; Metazoa; Chordata; Lepidosauria; Squamata; Rhineuridae
Gene: CXADR
Product: CXADR Ig-like cell adhesion molecule
Exons: 7
Coding region: 243-1334 (363 amino acids)
Biological process (GO): homotypic cell-cell adhesion
Cellular component (GO): bicellular tight junction; basolateral plasma membrane; intercalated disc
Molecular function (GO): cell adhesion molecule binding
Source: RefSeq, a predicted model, not a curated record